Hydatigera taeniaeformis is the source of this 4881-nucleotide messenger RNA. Lineage: Eukaryota; Metazoa; Platyhelminthes; Cestoda; Cyclophyllidea; Taeniidae. The record is from the annotation of a GenBank genome assembly.
AUGUCAGUUCGUUGUUUAAUCAGUGAACAGAAGCUCGACUAUAUCCGUGAAGUCGUGAACCAAAGAGAUCCAAAGGAGGAUUAUAAGCUCAUUCGUAGCAUCGGAGUUGGGACAUACGGGGAGGCUCUCCGACUGAAUACUAAAGACUAUGCUGCGGUUAAAAUAAUUAAGGUAGAUGCAAAGGAUGAUAUCAAGGCAGUUCUUCAAGAAAUACAAACACUUAGAGAUUGUCGGCACCGCAAUAUUGUCGAAUUCUACGAUAGUUAUUUUCGGCACAACAAACUGUGGAUAUGUAUGGAAUUUUGUGGCGGUUAUUCGAUGCAAGAUAUUUACACAAGUAGGCAUUUGAUUAUGUUCUACAGCCAUGUAGAUACUCGUAAGCCAGUGGAUGAGGAUUGCAUUGCCUUUCUCUCUCGGGAGACUCUCAGAGCGGAUUUCGGCGUAGCCGCUCAAAUCACUCAUACGAUACAGCGUCGCAAUUCUCUAAUCGGGACGCCAUACUGGAUGGCCCCGGAGGUUGUCGCUGUAGAACGCAAAGGCGGUUACGAUGAAAAAUGUGAUAUUUGGGCUGUCGGAAUAACUGCCAUCGAAUAUGCAGAACUUCAGCCUCCAAUGUUUGAUCUCAACCCUUUGAAAGCGCUUCGGAUACUCAGCAUGAAGAAUUACAAGCCGCCCACAUUAAAGAAUAAGGCUAAGUGGUCCAACAAAUUUCAUGGGUUUCUGAAAUUUGCCCUAACCAAAAACGAAAAGAAACGUCCGACCGCCUCCCUGAUGCUAACGCACGAAUUCGUGACCCAGCCCCAACUGUCGCAGACGCUGACUCUCCGACUUCUUCAACAAAACCGCAAUCCUGAGCCCAUUACUUUUGGUCAGCCUCAGGCGACGGCUGGAAGAUCGGCUGCAGUGCUUUCAUCAGCCACCCCUCCGAGCGUUCCACCAUACCAGGUAAACCAGGGAGUAGCAUGCCCGCAGACCCCUAGGUCUCCUCCUAGCCUCGCAGUCAAGCGACCUACACCUGCCAACGCCCUCGCCACAAACGGCUCCGCUGCCAAGGGCUCCGCCAUUCCAAAGGCUCCUCACAUAUUUCCAGAAGGUGUGAACAUUAAGACGCCAGCGACCCGCUUUCCCUUCUCGUCAGCGGGAUUGGAAGCUGCGAGCAAGUAUGUGGCGACGCAUCAAGAAGAGAUAGGAAUGAUGUCAUCCUCGAAACUCAAAAUGUCACAAGCCCCGCCGCCAUUGGUGACCAACGGCGCUCCUGAACGUAUUCUUCCCACUCCUACUGGGGGCAGUGUCUAUCCGCGCUUCCCAGUGCGGAGCAAACGCCUAGAGGACGUGCGCAUCAUGGACGAACUGGCGACUCCUUUGCCCGCCUACGCGGCCAAUGCACCCACUGCGAGUCCUGCUCCCAAGCCGCCUCUCUCUUCAAUUUCUCCAACUGUUUCUGCCACUUCUUUCUCUUCCGCUUCCACUUCGCCCUGUAGCACCAUUUCAUCUUCUACAUCCUCUUCUGAUUCUCAUAGUACUGGGUCUUCCAGUGGUGCUUGUGAGGACAUAGAAGAGGAUGAUGAGGAAGGAGAGAGAGAGGAGGAUGGCGAUGAAGAAGAAGAAGAAGACGAAGAAGAGGAAGAAGAAGAAGAAGAAGAAGAAGAAAGGGAAGAAGAGUCUUCUUUCGAAAGCGGAACUUGUGUUUCCUCAAAUAAGAGUCGCUUGACAUCUCUCAAUGCCGUCAACGCUAGGAACAUCGUACCUGAAUCGGAGACGACGCCCCAACCUGUUCGUUCCACGGUGCCAGUACCACGUGUCAAUGCUGGCUGCAAUGGGCUUGCUGCAGAGUGUGUUGUUGCAUCCGAAAAGGAGAACAAAUUGGGGGUUGCGGUGAGAGGUAUGAAACCGGAAGGUGGAGACGACAGCCAGAGCCACGAAAGAACACUAACCACCUCGGAUUUCGCGGCAGCAGAUCUGGAUCUUGACGUGGCCGAUGAGCAACUACUGGCGGCUGAUGGCGUGUUGACACUGGGCAAAUGUUCCUCCAGGCGAACGGACUCCACUGGAGGAGGGGACAGAAUUAGUGAAUUUGGCUUCCGAAUGCACGGGAAUCCUUUGGAAGAAGAAGAUGAAGAGGAUGAUGAAGAACUGGACUUUGAUUAUGUUGAUCCGGAGGCUGGAUUUAUCUCGCACCCGGGUGCUCUGCUGGCUGCAGGGAGGAACGCCGCUGAAACGAACGCAGCGCAGCACGAGUCGCGCCCUUCCGAGGAGAACGAAGAUCAGCGGCCACGUCGUCGGCCUCGGCGGGGAAAAUCCGACACCAAAGUGGCACUAAAGCAGCAGCGCGGAUCCCCACGACGUCAGGUCUCUGAGUCCACUGAACUUGCCACUGCCAUCACCUGCACAAAAAAAACUGAAAAGGUUCUUCCGCAAAAUGACUUUUUCCCUGAAAAGACUGGCGCCGAAUUGGCGGAUAUGUUGCGGCAACUCAAAUUCGCACAGAAGUUUGCUUGGCUCGCUGGUGAGCCUUCGGUUGCUCCAUUGGGUCUGUCCUCGUUCAAUCCCGGUUCGGUGCCGACACUACACCACGCCACGAGCUCACCAGACACCGUGCACCCUUUUCUGGGUCGAUCAGGUGGUAGUGGCCUCUUGGUACCGUCAAUGAACCCCUCCGAUGCCGAAGGCUCCAUGUGUCAGCCCCCUACACCUCAACCACGCCCCAAGACCUCUGCCCCGGCAAUGUCAACGGGUGGACCGCCUUCUCUUUCUGCUCGUCCCGCGCCUUGCACGCUUACUCCUCCCGUAGCGUAUUCGCCAUUUGCAUUCUCUAGCGGUAUCCGCUCUGUUGUUGAUCUUGCCGAGACCAGCGUCGAGGAAAUAGGCACCUUAACGACUGCUGCUAGUGCUGACUUCUCAAAUCCUAUCUCCAAUGAGACAUUGGCAGUCUCCGCUACUUUACGGCCUCCUUCGCCGCCUAGUCAGCCCUUGAAUGGCCAACACUGGUGCCCAUCAUCCGCUGAUGACACUGCAUCUUCCUCGUUUUCUAAGCCGCUUCUCUCUCCGUCCAAUAACUCUGUAUCAAAGUUAUUCACCCAGCAUCAAGCCUUUACAUCUCCUUGCUUUUCCAUUCAAUCUUUUCUACGGAAUGACGUUCCGUCCACAUCAUACAGUUUGGGUAGUCGACAUAGACAAGACGGAGCGGAAGAGGAGAGGGCCCAGACGCGAAUCUUAGCAAGUCAGAGUAGUGGUCUGAAACGGGUAGUAGAGGAGGAGGAGGGUAGAGUUAAGGCCUCCUAUGGGGUCGCACAGCCCGCCAAUCAGGUUGAAGAUGAUGAUGCCAGAAUGAAAGAGGAAGGGAUUAAAGUGAAGGCGAGACGGGAAGAAGAACAAGACAAGGUGCCGACCCAUGGUGCUGAAAUUGAGACAAAUGUGGUGGAACCGCCACCGCUUUGUAGUGCCAAACAAUCGAGUCGCGCUCGCAGCUUUCCCAGUUUCUCUUGCGCCUAUCAACGUAUCACCUUUCCUUCCUCCUCUACCUGCCCCAACCUCCUCCAAAUCUUUUCCACUACCCAUCCUCAUUGGCGUCGUUACCCGAGAAAGACGGCCUCUGCCCCUUCUGUCACGGAGGAGAGUGCGGCUAGUGUCGAGAACACCAGCUUUGCUUUGGUUGAUUCCCUCAAGGCCGUUGCUACUGAGCCUGUAAUUAAGAAGACCACGACAGUCUCGACAGAACAGCAUCGGAUCUCCCCUCCGACUUACCUUUCCCCACAACCUUCACGGAUGCUCAGACGUCUGAGGCAGAGUCCUAUUGGCAACAACAAGAUCAGACCUACCUCGGUGUCGGUCUCCUCUAUGGAUCAUGACCUUCAAAAGCUUUCUCGAACGGGGGCUGUUGUUUGCAGUAGCUAUGGCGCUCCGCCUUGGACACGACAGUCCACCACAGACUUACCGCCCACGCCCCAAGUCCACCUCUCCUCGCGCUAUUGUCACUGGUUGGCGGUGGUACAGAAUACCAUGGUUUCAGUUUCGGGCAACCCACCGCACCUUUACACUCACAACCUCACCACUCUUAUGAAAAUGAAGGCCUCUGGGCAUUCCAUGAAUGCGAAACUCAAUCGCAUCUCCAACCUCUUCCCCAAGCGCUUCUCACCCUCUAAUAAGGUGUCAAAAACAAAGGGAUGUCUGCGAGCAAGCUUGGUAAGAAGCCCUUUCACUGGUGCUCGGUACCUUUGUGCCGCAUUCUCCCAUGAAAUUCUCGUAAUGGAGUGGGUCAAUACACUUUCAACGUUUAUUGAGACCAAGCGGGUGCCAGUUUCCAACAUGCCCCAAUCGCUGACAACCUUCGAUUUGCUGGUGCAGCAGGACUUGAGAUUUCCCCUGGCCUGCUUGGGUGUCUAUCGGCAUCACUCGCGUCGGGGAUUGGCAGGAGAGCGCUACCGCCUCCACCUCGUCGACUUGAACUCGCCUACCACUCCCACGAUUCCCCCUCAUUUGGACCCUGUUUCUACACUUUCCCACGCCCUUUCUACCCCAGCAACAACCCACACAGAGCCCAAGAAGCCCACCGAAUCUCGCUCCGAUGUCGUUGGCUCUGCCGCUGCACCUGCCUUUGACGCCCCUACCGCCUCGUCUGUUGGCAAGAUUGCUGACGGCAUUGCCUCCGACAAUAAUUCUGUCUUUCUGGAGACAGAUCGGCUAACAGUAGUGAGCGUCAUUCAACUUCUGAAGAACACUGUCCUUGUCUGUUUUCCAGACUGUGCGAAAUUGAUUGGCUUCAGCGGUCGGCUACGGAAGAAGCUGCGUCAACCAAAUACAAUCACAUUUGAUGGUCUUCAGAUUCAAUCAGUCGGUCAGUCACUAGAAGCUUUGGUGUCAGGCUUUUGGGUGAAUUUUUAG